UCUCCCCACGAUACAUCAGCACUUGACACAAGGAGGCUCCAUACCACGCCCUGAAUCACCAUUUACAGCAGCAGGAGGAGGGGAGGGCUGUUAUCUAGGGCACCCAGCACCCCCAUGUGCUUGUUUGAAUUAUGGAGCUGCACUGUCUUCCUGCCGAGACCCCAACCACAGCCAGCUCCUGCUCCACGGACCGCUUGUACGACAACUGCCCACCUUUUGCACAGCGUGGGAGGGCCAGGCCAAAGAAAAUGGAGAGUAGGGUUCUGUGCCCGGCUGUAACCAGACUCACAGGCCCCUGUGGCCCUCUGUCUGCUCUCUCCCCAGCUGUGGCUGAGGUUCCCACACUAGACGGAGCUCCUGGCUCCUGGCCAGAUCACAGCUACUGCAGCUGGGUAGAAGGUCUGGGAAGACGGGGCUGGGUAGCAGGACUUGGACCCGGCAUAAACACAGGAAGAGGAGGAGAACAGAGAGGUGGUGGGGCAGUUGAGGACAGAGCUCAUCUCAACCAGAGUCCCAAUCCAUCACAGAGUGAGCAGCACAGGAGCGCUCUGUCUCUGUAUGACAACAUCCCUGAUGCUGUCACCCCGAACAACCCCCGGGAGAUCUUUGAGAUAGAAACAAGUUUCCAGGAGCACGCGCAGGAACAGAUGUGCCAGGCAUGGGCCCCUGAGCAGAUCCAGGGACAGAUGGAGAGUGAGGGUGUGAGUAAAGACAAGAGCCCCUGGUCAUCCUGUGAGAUCAUCCUCACUGAAAGUGGUUUCUGUGAGCAGGACCAGAAUCCAGACCAAGAAAAGAAGCAGGAACAGGAGCCAGAGUCGGACUCAAGAUCCCAGGGAUUUAAUCAGCAUGACCAAACACAUCUCCAGCUCCAAAUAUCACCUCAUGUCCCGACAGAACGCUCACCUCAGCUGUGUCCAGCUGACUGCCAGGCCCUGUGGCCUCCAGCCGAAGCACACAACCUGGAGCAGCCAUCCUGGUCUCCCAGAGUGCCUCCUCCCGUACCCUUGGCUGACCCCUCUGCCAGUGCCCUCCGCAGCCUCCUCACCAGCCUCCAGCAGCAGAUAGUCCGACAGAGAGAAGAGUACGAGGAAAGAAUAAGCAGCCUCGAGCAGAGAAACGAGGAGCUGCAGGUGGAGGUUGUGCGUCUGAAAACGAACCUCACACAGCAGCGACACUGGUACCAGGCCAUCCAGGCUAAGAUUGUGGAGUCUGAAAGAGCCCGUGCUGCCGCCGAACUACGCAACGCAACACUACAAAAGGAGAUGGAGCAGUUCUUUGACACCUUCGGGGAGCUCAACAAUGAGGCCAAGAAAACAGAAUAUAUUGUGAAUGGCUUUUGAAGAAUGUGUUUUGUUUCUUAUGCUAUGAAAGAGAAUGCUAGGUGAAGGAAUAUAGGUGAUACACAGCUGUUGGAUAAAAAAAAAAAAGAAAGAAAAUAAAUCACUGAUGUCCACUUUAUUAUAGUUGCGUAAGGGCCAAGUGACAAUGUUGUGAUCAUUGCAAUCACAGAGGACAUCUUUGAAAACAGGAGAGUCAAUCUGAACGAAAAUGUGAGAUGGACAUUGUACAACAAGCCUUUCUUUGAUAUCGUGGUAAACACACAAGACAUUCUGAUGACGUCGUUGAUACUCAGUCCUCAUUUGACAGGAUGUCAAAGGUAAUUUAAGGCAUGGCUAAAAAAGGAAAACAUGGCACACCAGUCCUUAGUGACUCCAUAGUGUCAUAUUUCUACAUGUCCAUCAAACUGUGCAAUCAGUUCAGCAAAAAAAAAAAAGGCAUCUCCUCAGUCCACUUCCAAGGUUCAUCAUUCAAGUUUCAUUCUUGAAUUGCAAGGGCAAGAUUUUGCUUCAGUACACUUCAUCCACAGCCUAUUCUUUGUUGCUGGGUCAACAUCCGCCAUAGACACUGCUGACGGGGCGACUGCCGACAUUAAGGGCAAUUUGAAGGAGAUAUCUGACACGUAUAUGCUUACAAGCAAGAAAGAAAAACAUAAACAGGCAUGAACAGCUUUUCAGAAUCAAGCAUCAAGGUGCCGUCAGUAAACCUAAAAAUGAACAGGUUUGUCUUGUAACCAUUAUUUGUGUUCGACUACCUUUGCAGUACACGAUGACGGAGCCAUGAAUUAUUUUGAGACUGUCCCUGUACUAAUGGAAUGGUUUGGAAAAAGGUCCAGCCCAUGCGUUGAUCUGAUAAUAAAAUGAUUUGACAUUUA
This is a messenger RNA of Solea solea (common sole), 2212 nucleotides long. RefSeq lists its product as uncharacterized. The coding region runs from base 132 to 1340 and encodes 402 amino acids. Lineage: Eukaryota; Metazoa; Chordata; Actinopteri; Pleuronectiformes; Soleidae. The record is from RefSeq and is a predicted model, not a curated record. The transcript is spliced from 2 exons.